This is a messenger RNA of Manis pentadactyla (Chinese pangolin), 2247 nucleotides long. RefSeq names its product hydroxysteroid 11-beta dehydrogenase 1 like (gene HSD11B1L). The coding region runs from base 717 to 1976 and encodes 419 amino acids. Lineage: Eukaryota; Metazoa; Chordata; Mammalia; Pholidota; Manidae. Gene Ontology annotation, molecular function: oxidoreductase activity. The record is from RefSeq and is a predicted model, not a curated record. The transcript is spliced from 9 exons. Gene Ontology annotation, cellular component: intracellular membrane-bounded organelle.
GCUGGGAGAAGCCGAGACGGGCGGGAGGCCGUUGCCUGGCAACGCCUGAUCGCCUGGUCCCUCCCCUCAGGAGGGGGGGGGACUCGGAGUCACGUGACAGGGGCCCUAUGGGAGGGGGCGCGGUCGGGGGACCAGGCCAGACGCAGCCACUAAAGGUGGCCGGGGGACGAGCCCGUGUCUCUUAGGCCGCGACCCCAACUGCGCUGGAGGGCAGGAGAAGCUGAAGCCUGAGUGGGAUAAAAACCCUAAGACGUGAUUGAUGGACCUGUGCCCUUGUCAAAGGAGGCCCACAACCCCCGAAACGCAAGCAGCCAGCCUGUUUCUCGUUUUCACCUCUUCCUGGAACAAGCAAAUCCUCUCCCACAGCUGAAGUCACAUCUUAACCCCGAUGACACGGGCUCCUGUGUCUCCCACCGACCCCCUGGGGGUCUCCAGACAGAGUCGGCUCCCGGGCAGUCCACCUGCUCUCACCUCCCACGUUCCUCACAUCACUGUGUUGUCAAACUAGUAUCUGUGGAGCACCUCCUGUGUGUCUGGCCCAGUUUGACACUGAGGACCCAACAGUGGACAAAACAGAAGCAGGUUUCCAUUUCCUUCUUGCCCUCGUGGGGCUGACAGUCUACGGGGAGAGAGGAUCAGUGACUGUGUAACAGAUCAUUAAGGGGAUUUCAGGCCUGUGCCGGCCCCUCUCUCCCACUGCAGACCCCGACAGGGCCAUGAAGGUGCUACUCCUCACGGGGCUGGGAGCCCUCCUCUUUGCCUUUUAUUGGAAUGACAACUUCGACCCAGCUAGCCUCCAGGGAGCCCGCGUGCUGCUGACCGGGGCCAGUGCUGGUGUUGGGGAGGAGCUGGCAUAUCACUACGCACGCCUGGGCUCCCACCUGGUGCUCACUGCCCACACCGAGGCCCUCCUGCAGAAGGUGGUAGGGAACUGCCGGAAGCUGGGCGCUCCCAAGGUCUUCUACAUCGCUGCGGACAUGGCCUCCCCGGAGGUGCCCGGGCGCGUGGUGCAGUUUGCGCUGGACAAGCUGGUUCAAGGGGGCGGAGUCACGCCCGGGCGGGGCCUCAGGACUACCUAUCAGCUGACCGGCCUCUCUGGGCCAGGAGGGCUGGACUACCUCGUGCUGAACCAUCUCGGCGCCACCCCUGCAGGCACGCGGGCCCGCAGCGCCCAGGCUACACGCUGGCUCGUGCAGUCACCACCUUUAGGUGAACUUCCUGAGUUACGUGCAACUGACUUCGUUAGCGCUGCCCAGCCUGACGGACAACAAAGGUUCCCUGGUGGUGGUGUUCUCGCUGCUCGGCCCCGUGCCCGCGUCGUUUUCCAGCCCCUACUCGGCAGCCAAGUUCGCGCUGGACGGUUUCUUCAUCUCUCUGCGGCGGGAGCUGGACGUACAGGACGUGAACGUGGCCGUCACCGUGUGCGUCCUGGGGCUUCGAGAUCGCGCCUCAGCGGCCGAGGGAGUCCGGGGUGUCACAAGGGCCAGGGAGGCCCCUGGGCCCAAGGCGGCCCUGGCCGUGAUUCGUGGUGGUGCCACUCGGGCCCCCGGAGUCUUCUACCCACGGCGCCUCCACCUGCUCUGCCUGCUCCGGGGGUGGCUGCCACACUCAAGGGCCUGGUUCAUCCGCCAAGAGCUCAACGUCACGGCCGCUGCUGCUGCCUGAGCUCCGGGGGGUGGUGCUCCCUCAUCUUCCCAGAGGGGACCUCCAUCCAACCCUCCGAGAGCCGGGACACAAACCCAGACACCUCUGAGAAGGUGGUCAUAGCCCAAGAUCGAGUCAACGAGACAGAAAAGGAAAGCCGAGAGAAACUACCAGCAUGUGGAAACCAUCACACCUCUGGGUGUGGGAGAGCGACUGUGUGUCAGGCACCUUGUCAGGGACUCGGCAUUACGUCAGUCUCUGCCAUCCUUGAUGAUACGAUUGCUGCUUCCAUUUUCCAGAUGAGAAAACUGAGGUUUGAAGAGGUGGUGUGACUUGCCCUAGGCCUGGCCACAUCAAACAGGUCACACACCCCUGAGCCACCCUGGGAAGCUUCUCCAUCUUCCACCUGGAAACACGAAGACCCUGAUUUGUUCUUUCCACCCACUGAACCUCAGAGCAUCCCCCAGCCCUUGUCCCAGGCAAGGGAGAGCUUCGAGAGCUGCUCCCGUGAUGGCGGGGUCUGAGGACCGGGAGGAGGGAAAGGAGGUAUUCUGGGCUGGACCCAGCCUCCAGUUUCACAAUAAAAAUCCCUCCUCCCUUGCA